Molecule: messenger RNA, 2452 nt
Organism: Tarenaya hassleriana
Lineage: Eukaryota; Viridiplantae; Streptophyta; Magnoliopsida; Brassicales; Cleomaceae
Product: protein ETHYLENE INSENSITIVE 3-like
Exons: 3
Coding region: 345-2243 (632 amino acids)
Cellular component (GO): nucleus
Molecular function (GO): DNA-binding transcription factor activity; DNA binding
Source: RefSeq, a predicted model, not a curated record
AGUUAAACGACGCAACCUAAAACCCACCCACCAAAGCAUCUCUCUCUCCCUCUUAUCCACAGAUCAAAUUCAGAAAUCCAAAAAAUUUUCCUUUUCUGCUCAUGUGAUUUUUGAUAGACCCUGUUAGCUUCUGAGAGUUUGGUGGAAUUAGGGUUUUGGUUUCUGACAAGCUACCUGGCAGAAGGUGGAGAUUCAGAGAGGCGAAGACCCAUUUUAGGGUUCUGCUUUUUUGCAGCUUUUUUCCCUGGUUAAAGAAUUCGAUUGGCUGUGUUCUUGGUUUCAGGUCUGGUUUACGGGUUUCGGUUGUGAGCCAAGGGCUCGGAAGAAGAGCGGUGUGGGAAAUUAUGAUGAUGUUCAACGAGAUGGGAAUGCGUGGGAACAUGGAUUUCUUCUCCUCUGGGCCUCUUGCGGAAGUGGAUCUUUGUCCUGCACGACAAGCUGGAACCGAGUCUUUUGUGGAGGAUGACUUUACCGAGGAAGAGAUCGAUGUGGAUGAACUGGAGAGGAGGGUGUGGAGGGACAAACUCCGCCUUAAAUGUCUCAAGGAGCAGAGCAAGAGUAAGGAAGGAGUUGAUUCCGCCAAGCAGAGGCAGUCGCAAGAGCUAGCGAGGAGGAAGAAGAUGUCAAGGGCCCAAGACGGGAUCUUGAAGUAUAUGCUGAAGAUGAUGGAAGUGUGUAAAGCUCAAGGUUUUGUUUACGGGAUCAUCCCCGAGAAUGGAAAACCCGUGACAGGUGCCUCUGAUAACCUUCGGGAAUGGUGGAAGGAUAAGGUGAGGUUUGAUCGGAAUGGUCCAGCUGCUAUAGCAAAGUACCAAGCCGAGAAUAAUAUCCCUGGGAGUAAUGAGGUUAAGAAUCCAAUUGGGCCAACACCGCACACACUGCAAGAACUUCAAGAUACGACUCUGGGGUCUCUCUUAUCGGCUUUGAUGCAACACUGUGACCCUCCACAGAGGCGGUUUCCAUUGGAGAAGGGAGUUCCUCCGCCAUGGUGGCCUUCGGGGAAGGAGGAGUGGUGGGCUCAACUUGGUUUGCCAAAGGAUCAAGGCCCUCCACCGUACAAGAAACCUCAUGAUUUGAAGAAGGCAUGGAAAGUCGGUGUCUUGACUGCUGUUAUCAAGCAUAUGUUUCCAGACAUUGCUAAAAUCCGGAAGCUCGUGAGGCAAUCCAAAUGUUUGCAGGAUAAGAUGACAGCCAAAGAGAGUGCUACUUGGCUGGCCAUCAUUAACCAAGAAGAGUCCCUGGCACAAGAGCUUUAUCCCGAGUCCUGUCCUCCUAUUUCUUCAUCUGGAGGAAGUGGGUUGCUUUUCGGCAAUGAAUGUAGUGAGUAUGAUGUUGAAGGUGUUGACAAGGAGCCCAAUUACGACAUGGAAGAGCACAAACCAGAGAAUGUGAUCAAUCCUCCAGACUUCGGGAUGGCUAAUAUGCAUAUGGUCCAACAGCAUUUCUCGGUUAAGGAAGAACUCAUCACCGCUAACAUGGAGUUCGUGGGAAAGAGGAGAUCAGAUGGUGAUCUAAACACAGUGAUGAACCCUAGAAUCUUCACUUGUCAAAGUCCUCAGUGUCCCCACAGCGCAAUCAAUCUAGGAUUUCAAGACAGGGGCACAAGGGACAACCACCAACUGGUGUGUCCAUACCGAGACAGUUGUUUAGCAUAUGGAGCAUCUAAGUUUCAGGUCGGGGAAGUAAAGCCUGCAGUUGCACUACAACCCUGUACUCAGUCAAGGCCAGUGGCCAUGCCCAUGAACUCGGCAGCUCAACCCAUUGAUCUAACAGGCCUCGGGGUGCCAGAAGACGGGCAGAAGAUGAUCACUGAGCUCAUGGACAUGUAUGACAGAAACGUCCAGAACAACCAAGCUUCUUCAAUGGUGGAAAAUGAAAGCAUGAUGCUUCAGCCAAAAGCCCAGAAUCAUCAAGAACAGAACCAGUUCGGAAACAGAGAUGGAAACAUGGUCGAAGGAAGUUUCUUUGAAGACCUGAACUUCCCAAACAGCUGCAACAACAACAACAGCAGCAGUCAAAUGUAUAUGCAAGGAAACAGCGAGUUCAAGUUCAUGUCCUCCCCAUUCGCUGCCACCCAGAACAGUGACGACAACAACGGCAGCAGCAACAGCCCAUUGGAGUUUGUGUUCGAUUCUACACCGUUCGAUCUGGCAUCAUUUGACGACAGGAACGAUAUGCAAGCAGUAGGGAUGGAGGGAAUGCCGCCGAAGCGGCAAGAGCGAGAUGUGUCGAUAUGGUUCUGAAGCAAGUCAUAUGUAACAUUAUCAAUUAUGUAAUGUGUUCGGUAGCGACUCGUAAAUCUGUGCUAGUGUUGUCGGCAAGUGAAUCUCUCCACUUGACCUGUGGAAUCUUUAGUUACUGUUUCCAGAAUGUUACCCGACUUUGUAAAAUGUUGUUGGGGAUCUACAUUUAGGUGUUUUGCAAUAAAUGAUUGGUUGAAUGGUCGCAGAUA